CGCAUGUACAGUAUGACCUUUCAGUGCAGCUGCCUGGGAAGGCUGCACAUGUCGAGCAGACGGGCCACAGCCGAAACACCGAGCCUUUAAAAGCAUGAACCCACCGUAAAUGGGUCUAUCACCACAUCUGCCGUUUCUUUCGUCGCUCCCGUUUACCUCGAACGAUUUUUGUGGAUGGAUUACAAUAUUCACCGUCUCACCGAGAAGCCUUACAACGCCCAGUCAGCAGCGGCAGCCAUAGCUCCGUCAUUGACGCUGGAGAAAACUGUAACCUGCCUGUGCAAUGGCAGUCUUUAGUCACCAGGUGCUCCUUGCAGUCACAAGAUCAAGGGGAUCGUACUUGUUAUCCAAGAGGCACAGCUGCUCUUCUCUGUCUUCCAAAGCCUAUCUCCAUAUAGACCCUCCCCGCCAUGUCUCGUCCUUGCUCACACUCAGGCACUCCCGCUACGGCUACCCCCACUGUUACCGAGGCCACACCCUCAGCCGAGGCCACAACUCCGCCCUUUUCGCCCGCUCUCUACACAGCUCAGGUGUUUGGCUCCAAGACAUAAAGCAGGAGGAUGCUAAACCUUCACCAGCCGCUGCACAGGAUGCUUCUGCAGGAGCUAAAAAGGACUCUGUAGCCGCCGCACCCCAGUCACAACCUCCAUCAGCUCCCGCUCCGACGCCCGCUGCCACAGCCGCUGCUGUACCUCCGGCGCAGGAGAGGGCAGUCGUGAAAAAGGCGCUCUAUGUGAGGAUUGUGGACGAGUUGAAGCAUUACUACAAUGGCUUCCGGUUACUUGGCAUCGACAUCAAGAUUGCAGGCAGGAUGGUGUGGAGGCUGCUGCACGGACAACUGCUCACACGCAGGGAGAGGAGAAGGCUGAUGAGGACCUGCGCUGACCUGUUCCGUCUGGUGCCCUUUAUGGUGUUUAUCAUCGUUCCUUUCAUGGAGUUCCUUCUUCCUGUCUUCCUCAAACUCUUCCCGGAGAUGUUGCCCUCCACCUUUGAGACUGAGAGCAAAAAGGAGGAGAAGCAGAAGAAAGGUCUGGCAGCGAAGUUGGAGCUGGCCAAGUUUCUCCAGGAAACCAUCGCUGAGAUGGCUCGAAGGAACAAAGCGAAAGCACAGACGGAAGAUGAGACACAGCGCUUCUCCACAUAUGUUCAGAAGGUUCGGGGCACAGGCGAGCAGCCCACCACAAAGGACAUCGUCCGGUUUUCGAAGCUGUUUGAGGACGAGCUGACACUGGAGCACCUGGAGCGCCCCCAGCUUGUGGCACUGUGUAAGCUGUUAGAGCUGCAGCCCAUCGGCACAAACAACUUGCUGCGUUUUCAGCUGAUGCUGCAACUCAGAACCAUCAAGUCAGACGAUGAGAUGAUUGCAGCAGAGGGUGUGGCAGCUAUGAGUGUGUCAGAGUUACAGGCAGCAUGUCGUAGUCGAGGGAUGAGGUCUCUGGGUCUCACCACCGAUCAGCUACGUCAGCAGAUGCAGCAGUGGUUGGAUCUGCACCUGAAGGAGAACGUUCCUCCAUCGCUGCUGCUGCUCUCCAGAGCCAUGUACCUGACUGACCUCAAACCAAAACCUCCAGUCAUCCCGCCUGUUCCCAAACUAGAGAAAGCCACACCUCCAGUUGAGAACACAGGAGCAAACACGACCUCAGUCAGCACUGACAUGUUGGCGGACCCUGCUCGUAUUAUCAAAGAGAGACCGGCGGAGGAGAUGAGAGACAAGGCUCCUUUGGUAACGGACAAACCUCUGACUCCUGCUGAAGUCCUUCAGGCUAAAGCGGCGACAGAGGUGUCCCAGAAGAGCAAGAUGAGUGCCAACGGUGUGUAAAGUGGAGCAGGAGCCUCUGGACUGAAGGGGGGAUGGACUCAGCUCUGUGUCCUUGGGGGGGAGAGGGACGACAUAGAUGUGGUGGUCAAAAGAUCAGCCAUUGAUGGUCUACACUUCAGUAGCCCUCAGUUAUGUUGAAGCUCCUUUCUUUGGACCAGAGGGACAAGGAAUCACCGGCUCCGUUCAGCAUUGUGUUUGACAUGUUGAUGGUACAACUCAUCCAGGAGUCCCGUUUCUCUUCUUGUCCCUGUCUCUGUUAACACCCAGGGAAUGUCUGCUGCCUCUUCUGCAUCGUCUCAGCAGCUGCUUCUUUAUACCCUCUGUUUUCACAUGCGUGCACUCCGUUCUCUGUCAUUGUCCGUUAGAGCUGGACUAACCAGUCUGACAUGUCACUGGACUGGCAGACCACUGAUGGUGUGUUUACUUUGACCUGAUGUCCUGGAUGUGACGCCCAAACCGCCCAUGGCAGAGCCUGGUCAACUGUCUGUCUGAUGGUGUCUCCUUACAGUCUAGACAGUCUUCUCCUCCUCCUCCUGUAAAUUUGUAAAUAUGCUGUAUAUUUGUGUCUCUGUCUUGCAUCGCAGCAGCAGCAGCUUUGUACAUUUUGCUAUGCAAAGGCCUAAAGUCUCCUGAAAAAUUUUAAGUUUUUCAGUUUUCAGUAGCUGUCCUACCUUCAUCUUUGCUCAGUAAGCUGGAUCUCACCGAUGUCCAGAAACAGACGGCACAUUAUGAACCUGCGAUUGAAUAAAAAGCAAAUUCAGCAAAAAAUGUCAAUCAUAUUCCUGCGGAUUUGGACCGGCCCUGCUUCUGAACAGGGUGACAUAGCGUAGUUGCUCGCUGCUGCAAUUAGCAAAUGAAGACUGGUAUAUUAUUAAGAGAGAGGUCACUCCUUAAACCCAGAGGCGACUGUGGUAAAAGUGCAGCCUGCCUCCAUCGUUAAACCACUGAACGAACAAUCUGUAUAAACUGUGCAGAUUUUAUUUGCAUAUACAGUGUAUGUAUUGUGUUUUAACACUAUGACUCUUGUUUAAACUGAAAAGAGAAAAUACUUGAUGUUUCCAUAAAGAUAUAUUAUUAAUAUUUGGGGGAGAAGCUUAAAUAUUGAAGCCACGGAUGAGAUUAUUUUUUUGGUAUUGUGGCCCUAAAAGAGUUAAAGCAUUAUGACUGAUUUGCCCGACUAUCCUACUGCAGUAUAUGACUCUAAGAGCAGUUCUUGGAAGGUUUACCACAUAAACGUGUACUGUAUAAAUACAGUUUUGUGUGUGUUUGACAGUGCUUACGAUUUUUCCAUCCCUCUUUAUACAUUGGAUAUCUGUGGAGUGACUUUUUGUCUCCACACAUUUUUUUCUCAUCGCUGUCUAUCCAUGGGCGCCUCCCAGAAGUGGAUGCCAUAAACUAAAUUAUAUUUUUAAGCAAAAAAAAAGAUAGCUAAUGAAGAUUUUUAUUAUUGGUUUUACAUAUGUGCCUACAGUUAAAGGGCGAUUGUGUUUGCAUUUUUCAUCAGAGAACAGAUUUUCUAUAUUGCACCUUUGUUUUUGGUUUUGCUCAUGCUCUGUGUUUUAAAAGGGCCCAGUUUAGUGGAAUGUCUCCUUCCCCUUUCCCUGUUUGAUCCAAGUUAUCAAUGCAAAUCCAAAUGAAUCCUUCCCUGUACUGAUGAAAAAGCAAUCACCUUUUCAAUCAGCUCUGCACUCGUGCAAAAGGGGAUCAAAAGUAAAAAGUUAAUUUAUCGUUUUUGGUUUGUGCUCUGCUGCCAUAUUUAAAAAAAUAUCCAAGACAUUCUGAGAAGAUGUGAGUAGAUUGACGCAACAUUUAUGGCAUUUACUUUUUAGAAACAGAAGGUUGGUGCUUUCUAACAACACCUGUCACUACCUGUCGAAAAAGUGGUGUCAUAUUGAUGUGCUGCUCCACAGUGGUGUGGAGUUGAUCUGCUGGGAGGUUUUCAGAUGUUGAUGUCUACUGCAUAAUUAAAGGACUGCACAGCAUUUAAUAACGGGAAUGGCUGGAUUGGUUUCUCGUUUCUGCCGUGCCUCCAAGACCCUGAAACUGCAGGAAAAUAAAAGUAAAUGUCUAAUUUCUACCCCAGUUAUUGGACAGGGUGCAUCCUUCUGCAUCCACAUUAAUUACCAUCCUUGUGUCACUUCUUCCAUUCAUCAGCAUCAUAGUGUGUUAACAACACGAUGCCUGUCUGGAAACUACAUAUUCAUAUUACUGUCUCACAUGGUUUGGUACAUCAGUGACAUCAUGAUGUGUCCUUUCCUCUGUCUGUAAGGAUUGUUUCUUUCAGUUAUGAAAAUGCACUGCUGUCCAGUUACUUCUUACCCUGCAUUCAAUUUAUGCAUCACUUUACCAUGGCAAGUGAGUGUCUGCGUGAUGGAGGAAAAAAAGAAAUCACACAAUUAAAAUCAUUAAAUCCUUUA
This is a messenger RNA of Epinephelus lanceolatus (giant grouper), 4236 nucleotides long. RefSeq names its product leucine zipper-EF-hand containing transmembrane protein 2 (gene letm2). The record is from RefSeq and is a predicted model, not a curated record. Gene Ontology annotation, cellular component: mitochondrial inner membrane. NCBI's taxonomy places the organism in Eukaryota, Metazoa, Chordata, Actinopteri, Perciformes, Serranidae. Gene Ontology annotation, molecular function: ribosome binding. Gene Ontology annotation, biological process: intracellular monoatomic cation homeostasis.